AGUCAGUGGUUUAAUAUAAAACAAUUGACCGCCUUUGUCUACAGUGUACGCAUGAAAAGCCAAUCCCUUGGCACUACCCAUGUAAUGAUGAUCCACUGGUCAGUUCUAUGAGUACAGUUUUUCAAUGUGUAAUCAUAAUCCAAAGUCCAAGGCAACGUUGAGACCGAUCCCUUAAACUACGAGGGUAAAGGGGAUUAUCUGCGGUCCGACUGUUUAGGAUGAGUCAACUGUCCAGCAUUGUGCACCAUCUGAUUCACUGAGGGCCCCAGCAUGGGCAAAAGGUUGACAGUAGCGUACGCUUUAUGGGCCGCAGGUGGCCCACUAGGCCUGCACCAUAUAUAUCUAGGUCGAGACAGCCAUGCUCUGCUGUGGAUGCUCACAUUUGGAGGGUUUGGCAUCGGCUGGGCCCGAGAGUUCAUACGCAUCCCUGCGUACGUGAACGAGGCCAACCAAGAGACAGCGGGAGUGAAGAUCCGAAGGCAGCGAGACGCCGCCGCGCCUCCCCCUAUAGGCCUCACCAGGCUUGCUGGGCAGGUGUGUGUGGGCAUUUACUUUGGAACGGUAUCCCUCAUAGGGCUCAGCUCCAUGAGUUUCUUCUACCUGAUUGUACUGCCCCUUUCUGUUGGCGCGGGGGUGUACUUGGUGGCUGACGUUGGCCAGCAGACUUCAGACAUCCAGAAGACCAUGACUGCCUGCCUCAUCACCUCCCCUAUAUUCUAUGGCAGCACCUUGUCACCCCUGCCCAUUAGUCUGGUGGCCAGUGUCACUGCAGCACAGCAUCGCAGAUUCAAAUCUCCAAGACCGGCCAGGAGCACGCAUGGACUAGGUCCCCGCCUGUAUAAGCUGGGGAUGGCCUGGCUCGCCUUCUCUGCUCCACUGGGCUAUUGUAUCUUCCACAACACUACAGCCACUGUUUAUUACAUCUCUGACUGUCUGGCAGAGCUGCUGAAUUUCUUCUGGUUCUUCCCUUGGCUGCGUGGUUUUGUCGAGUACAUGCUACUGAUCCCCUAUAGGAUCUUAUGUGCUAUAACAGGAGGGGGGUACACAGAAGAGGCCUGGAAGAAGGUUCUGGAAAUACUUCUCAGAGAAUACACCGAGAGAGAAAUAGAUGCAUUACAUGUACUGUCUCUGAAAGCAGAUGCCUCUGUUGAAGAGAUCGCUCACGCAUACAGGGAGCUGGCCAAGACCUGGCACCCGGACCACAACCCCAGCAAGGAGGCAGAAGCUAUGUUCAUAAAGAUCCAUGACGCCUAUGAGGUUCUUCGCCAACACAAACCAAACCGAUUCAAAUAGAUGGUACCUUCUCUGUGGAGGAAAUGCCUCGGUUUCAAGUGUUCAGCUAUGAUUAAGACACACGGAGUACAUACUUUUGACGGGAAUUUAACACCAUCUUGUGGCAGUAUACAUAUACUACAAUGAAUCCCAAUAUCAGAUUAUUCAAAGACAAUACACCUGUGAACCAAAACGCCUGGCAGAAAAGUAGCAUCCUGUAAAUAUUUCUUAUGCAAAUAAAUAAGAACAGUCAAUGA
This is a messenger RNA of Gadus chalcogrammus (walleye pollock), 1529 nucleotides long. RefSeq names its product DnaJ (Hsp40) homolog, subfamily C, member 22 (gene dnajc22). Gene Ontology annotation, cellular component: plasma membrane; early endosome. Bases 271 to 1293 code for a protein of 340 amino acids. Gene Ontology annotation, biological process: endocytosis. Lineage: Eukaryota; Metazoa; Chordata; Actinopteri; Gadiformes; Gadidae. The transcript is spliced from 4 exons. The record is from RefSeq and is a predicted model, not a curated record.